UGUCAAUCUGAAAGCCAGAGGGGAGGAGAGGUCAGCGCAGCUAGCAGCCACUGAAGAUUGCUCACCAAAACAGAAGCAGGGAGUCAGCAAAGUUCACCAAAACUCUUAGUUUGACUAGAAUAUCUGUGUGGUGACCUUAAAAAUAACGGGAUGAGCUCAAAUACAACACCGACUAUCGGGGAGUUUUUCCUCACCCUCAGUGAGAUGGGUUUCACAGAGCAGCAGAUCCAGGCAGCUGUCCAGGCAGGAUACCUUUCUGUGACAGAAGCUGCUGAAUGGCUCUUACAGGGUCAGUUUCCACGACACACAUUGGUUAAGCAGUCCUCCCAGUCGUCGGAUACUGCUCUUUCUGCUUUUAACCCGCCCAGAGACGGCGCCGGCGGCUCUGCUCCGCCUGCAUCUCCUAGUGAUAACAGAGCAGCUUGUCCUUCGUCUGUCCUGAAGCUGUCCAACCCUGCCGCUCAUCCUCCUGAUCCUCCUCCUGUUGAGUCACGGAUCAAACAAGACAAGAGUGACUUUGAGGAGAAAGAAAGACAACGUGUUGCCCAGGAAGUCUUAGCCGAGAAGAGGCAAAAGAAGCAGGAGCGUGAGAUGGUUUUAAAACGGAUAGCUGAGGAUCGGAAGACAUUGCAGCAGAAGAGCCACACCAGCUCUGCCGCGGACCAAUCUCCUACGAGCUGUGGCGAAGGGCAGAAACUUGGAGGAAAGAUUCAGACGAAUGUUGACAACAACUGUAUCCUGAUGAUCCGGCUGCCAUCCGGUGAGUCGAUGCGUGAGCGCUUCUCGGCCGACGCCUCGCUGCGCAGCGUCGUGGAGCACAUCAGCGGCCGCCACCCCUCCCUGCCCUCCUUUACCCUCCUUCAGGGUUUCCCCAGAAAGCGCUUUGGCGAGGCAGAGCUUGCGUGUUCGCUGCGUUCCCUGGGCCUCACUCCAAACGCUGCUCUCUGUAUUCAGACCACCCCUCCGGAAACGCCUCAGGACCAACCCAGUCCAGCGGUUCCCCCGCCAGAACCUCCAAACGAGUCGCCUCCAUGCAUUCUUCCUCAACCGCAGGUUCCAGUUCCAGAGGAGGCAGAGAUGCUAAAUCCUGCUUUAGUCCAUCAUCUACCAAACAAUCUGUGGGAGGAGGCUGUGAAUUACGCAGGGGUACCUAGAGCAGUUCCUCCAGGGUUUGGACCUUCUCAUUUCUGGGGUCGGGGCCAAAGAUUGGUUGCUGGGAACCCAGAGGAUCCUGGUUUGGAGGCUGAUGAGCAACCAGAAGUAGGGGGAGAACUACCUAACAUUCCAAACGGAAUGCCCAGGCUGCCUUUCUUCCCGGAGAACAGGAUCCGAGUAGGGUUUGAACCUGCACACUAUUGGCCGGACCAAGGCAAUCGACUCAGAGACGCUCCGGAGGAGGAUCUAGCUGAGCCCGAGGAGGGGGCUGGUCCAGAGGCGCCGGUAGCAGCAGGCCAGGCUGCAGUGGAGCGUCUUCAAAGAGCUGCACAGCAAGAGGACCACAGCCCCCCUCAGGGACACCCUUCACCGCCUAAAAGACCCUUCAGGACACCAAACGUGCCAUCCCUAUGUGCCUUGGCCACCCGUGCAACUGUCCACCUCAUGACUGCUCCCAGUAUGCAGUACAGCAGUAGUCUGGCUGGCCUGACCCCACAGCUCGCAGAGCUUCUGCUCAACCACAUGUCCAAAGAGAGGCUGCUUCGUCCGCGCACCCUGGAGCUGUUCUUCGGCUGCCAGUUACAGAAAUUAGUCCUAAACUGCUACCCUUACUCCACCAACGAGCUCCUGCGGCAAUUAAGAGCGUUCACAGCACUAAAGCAUCUUAGUCUGGUCAACUCCCCUCUCAUCACAGAUUCUGGUCUUUCAGUUCUGCCCAGUCUGGUAAAACUCCAGUCACUUAACCUGGCGUCCUGUAGCAAACUGACGGACUCCUGUCUGCAGUAUAUCACAGGUUUGAAGAGCCUGUGUCUCCUGUCCCUGGAUCAGACCAAAGUGACCGAUGCUGGGAUGGUUCAGUACCUGCGUUCUGCUCCUUCUUGUCUCUCUCAGCUCAGUCUGAACCAGACAGCAGUGACUGAAGCCACUCUAGCUGUGCUCCCCACCUGUGUGCCACAGCUGCGACUACUCAGCAUCAAGCAGUCGAAGGUGAAAGAUAUUUCCGCCCUAGCAGAGCUGUCCAGUUUGCAGACGUUGAAUGUUGAUGGGACGGGUGUGACUGAGGCAUCUCUGGAGAGCAUCUCCACCCACCCCGCCCUGUCUUCUCUGGGUUUAGGAGGAAUCGCUGUAAAAGAUGGGAAUCACGCUCUGAAAAUUAUUUCAGGUCUGAAGUUGACUCACCUCACCCUCCCUGGACGGCACACCGUGACAGACGAGGGGCUGCUAUUCCUGUGUAGGCUGACUCUGCUGUCACAGCUGGACCUGAAGGACUACACAAAGGUCACAGACCAAGGAGUCAGCCAGUUAGCCUCCAUGACCAGGUUGAGGAAGCUUUCUCUGAGCAACACUCAGGUGACAGACGCAGGGCUUCCCUCCCUGCGUGGCCUGCUGGAGCUGCAGGAGCUGUGUUUGGACCGAACAGCGGUGACCAGCCGCGGAGUGGCUGAGCUCAUUACCUGCCUGCCUCAGCUUCAGGUUUUGGGGUUGGCCAGCACACAGGUGGGAGAUUCUGUAGUAAGGAGGGGUCUGAUCCACUGUCAUCAACUGGUUAAAAUCAAUCUCAGCCGCACACGCAUCACGGACCAAGGUCUGAAGCACCUGAAAGACAUGCGUCUGGCUCAGGUCAACCUGGAUGGGACCGGCGUCAGUCUCACGGGCAUUGCCAACCUCCUCUCCUUGACCAACAUCGGCAGCAUCCGGGCCUCUAACAUCCGCACUAUUCCACUGGAUGAGGUCUCUGAUGAGGACUGAGACACAUUUUUAUUUGGACAAAAUGAAUUCAGACAGACCAGAGCCUCUGAAACAUGCUGCCACCAGGACCAACUGGAAACAGCAUGAAGUAAAACACUCCUCCGACUUGCACUGUCUCAACUCCAGCUAGUGCCGCUCUUCUGACAAUCAUACACACCAAGUUAAAAAUCUAGGAAGAAUGGUUUAGAGUUUUGCAGAGAAUUUCAGGUUUCAAUCAGUAAUUAACUUCCAGAUUCGUUAGGCUAACCGCUCUCCAUGUGGUUAGCAACCUGUGGCUAUUUUCUCCACACUGGGUCCUUAUAACUGUAUUCAGAACGAUAAAUUGAUCAUUAGUACAUAACAUCUAUUAGUUAUGUUAUUAGUUGCUAGUUACUAGUUGCUGGACAUUAACAUGGUAAAGGUUGACUAGUGUGACACCAAAGCAGAUUUCCGGCCUCUUUAAACAGCUCCACUCCUAAAGCAUCAGAUGUUCAUGAGGUCAUUCUUAUAUGAGCCUUUAAACCAACAUCAUGUAUUGAUUGGAUAAUUAAUACAGGGGUAACAGCAGCGCACCACCAGGGAUUUUCCUGAGGGAAAUUUGAACCAGGGUUUCCAGCCAGACUAGAGAAGUCCGACAAACUACUAUUAUAUUUUUUUGGGUCGUGGUGAAGAAAAGAAAAUUAAUUUUGAUUCCCAACUUUAUUCUAUAUCUGAUUCUUUCUUUCUUGUCCCUCUGUGCUUCAUUAUAUCCUUGUUCCUCAUGUCCUUCCUUUCUUUAUGUACUGCUUUUUGUUUUUUUGCCAGGGCCAUUCUUUUCUCCCUUGCUUCCCGUUUCCCCCUUUUUGCUUACAAAUGUCCUUUCUUUUCUGUUUCAAGACUUAGGUUGAACUUCAUUGUUUUAUAUUUUAAUAUAAACCUAAAGCACUGAGAACGCUACAAAGUUGAGGCUGGGAAAAUACAGCGGACCCCUUAUUCCGAGAACAGAACUCACCAAGCUUUUGCAGUUGGCUGUUGAGAAAUGAAUGUGAAACGAAAAAUGGAGGAGCUACAGCGGAUUAAAACAUAGAUUUUGUUUUUUUAAAUGCUUUUCAUUUUGCACAACCACCUUCCUUCCAUUCUAGUAGAAGAAAACAAAUCGGUGAUGCACUGCUUCCUAUCUUUUUGUGUAACAACCUUCCAAUCCAAACAUGAGGGUGAUUUCAAGGUUUAGUAAAUGACAUUUGCAUAAACCCAUCUAUAGGGGACUGCUUUGUCAGGUUGAGACCUAAUAAUCUGGAUUAAAACUUACUUAAAACCAAAAUAGUUAUCUUCUGCUUGGUAAAAUAUUUCCUACAUAGGAAAAGAAGAACCUCAGUUCCAAAAUUCUGAGCUAUCCCUUUAAAUUAAAGCUUCUGCUUCAUACCUAAUCAGUUUAGGAAGUUUACUCUCGUAUAUAGUUGAUUAUUUUUGUGCAAAUGGCUUAAACAUGAUAGCUUGAACAGGAAUGCAGGUCAAGCACCAAACAGCAUGCAGUUUUUUGGAAAGCUGAACUUUUUAUUCAAAAUGGCUGCAGGGUGUUUUCAAAUGAUGCAAAGGCACAUUGUUUAAGUUUCAAAUCUUCUGCAUCCCCGCAGGUAAAUUGUCACAGUAGGCUUUAAUAUACAGUGCCUUGCAAAAGUAGUGUUCAGUUUUCAUACUCAACAUGCUCAUAUUAAACAAGCUGGCAGAACCAUGUGGAACGUUAGUGGGAUGAUGGAGCCUAUGGUAACUUGACAAUGGAGUGGAGGCUCACCCAUCAGAACACAAACCUUAACUGGACUGAAGGAAUGGUUUAGCUAGAGGUAUUUUCAUAGUAUAGACUGGAUACCCUUAAAUUAAAAGACUAAGAUGCUCCAUAGAGAUAAAAUGGUAAAACCCUAGCUUCCUGCUGAAGCAUGAUCCCAGUGGCUGUCCCUUAAUGCUAAGAAAUACCACAAUUGAGUGUCAAGUUGUUGAAAGUUCAGUCAUUUGAUUCUCAGAACCCAAACAAAC
Cyprinodon variegatus (sheepshead minnow) is the source of this 4893-nucleotide messenger RNA. RefSeq lists its product as uncharacterized. The transcript has 17 exons. Bases 151 to 2904 code for a protein of 917 amino acids. Gene Ontology annotation, molecular function: protein binding. The record is from RefSeq and is a predicted model, not a curated record. Lineage: Eukaryota; Metazoa; Chordata; Actinopteri; Cyprinodontiformes; Cyprinodontidae.